Messenger RNA from Syngnathoides biaculeatus (alligator pipefish), 1039 nucleotides. RefSeq names its product BRICK1 subunit of SCAR/WAVE actin nucleating complex (gene brk1). Gene Ontology annotation, molecular function: protein-containing complex binding. Gene Ontology annotation, biological process: cell motility; actin filament organization; regulation of actin polymerization or depolymerization. Bases 312 to 539 code for a protein of 75 amino acids. NCBI's taxonomy places the organism in Eukaryota, Metazoa, Chordata, Actinopteri, Syngnathiformes, Syngnathidae. Gene Ontology annotation, cellular component: SCAR complex. The transcript has 4 exons. The record is from RefSeq and is a predicted model, not a curated record.
GAUGGUUGGAUUUUUCAUUGGAUGUACGCAGUACUGGAAUCUUCCACACCUACUGACUACAGUUCGUUUAAUAAAUGUUUUAUUUUUAAAGAGGUACAUUUGCACAAUUUGAUUUCCGCCCAGUCAUUUUUAUCGCGCUUGUCCUCACUCCGGCAUGGCUGAGGUGGAUAUCUGGGCGAGAUGGUGGGGUAGACCCUUGAAUCGGUCGCCGUCGGCGCAUGCAAACCACACAGAAAGGCGAGGGCCCGGAUUCACGCCCACAACCUCAGAGCUACCACACUUGACGCAAAGUGAAACUCGACUCGUCCAACAUGGCCGGCCAGGAAGAUCCAGUGCAGCGAGAAAUUCACCAAGAUUGGGCCAACCGGGAGUACAUCGAAGUAAUUACGAGCAGCAUCAAGAAAAUUACCGACUUCCUUAACUCUUUCGACAUGUCAUGUCGAUCCCGUUUGGCUACCCUCAAUGAGAAGUUGACUGCCUUGGAGAGGAGAAUUGAAUACAUUGAGGCAAGAGUGACAAAAGGAGAGACCUUGACUUAAGUCUCAGCAUGGAAAAUUGCAGCAACCUGAUGAUAUCUUCCCAUUUCCAAGUGGCCCACUUAAUAUUUUGGAGUUUGCGUGAUCAAUUCCAUCAUCCUUUUUGAUGCUCAUUUUAAAAUUGUAUCACUAGUUUUGCCCGUUUUAUCCGGUGCCACCACUGAGUGUCUGUUGCUUGGGCGUGGCAUUUUAAAGAAAGAAAACAAAACAACGGAAAACUUUGGUUUUAACAAUUUGUGGACUUUGGUUCUUGUGUGAUAACAGAAAGUCUCGGACCACUUUUGUUUCUACCAUGUCACUUACACAGCACAGAAUUGAUGAGUGGGGACCAUCCUCUUGUGCCAAGUUGAACGAGUCUUGUUGUGUCGUCUUUAAUAAGGACUUUGUGUACAGUGUACUCUUUGUUCAUGUGUCAACAUUUGAAUACUGUAAUAAAAUAUGAGAAAAACAUUGUGGAAAAAGAAAGCAGUGUAGAUGUGUAUAUAAAUAUUUUUUGUGAGGUG